This is a messenger RNA of Histoplasma mississippiense, 294 nucleotides long. Its product is annotated as mitochondrial import inner membrane translocase subunit. Lineage: Eukaryota; Fungi; Ascomycota; Eurotiomycetes; Onygenales; Ajellomycetaceae. Gene Ontology annotation, cellular component: mitochondrial inner membrane. The transcript has 2 exons. Bases 1 to 294 code for a protein of 97 amino acids. Gene Ontology annotation, biological process: protein insertion into mitochondrial inner membrane. The record is from RefSeq and is a predicted model, not a curated record.
AUGUCGUUCCUAUUUGGAGGCCAACCGAAAUUAUCUUCGGAGGAGAAAAUCAGCAGGGCAGAGCUAGAGGUAGAGAUGGUCACAGAUAUGAUGACCCGCCUCUCAAGCGCCUGUAUGAAAAAGUGCAUUCCACCCGACUACCGCGAAGGAGACCUGAACAAGGGCGAAUCCGUCUGCCUCGACCGCUGCGUCGCCAAGUUCUUGGAAGUCAACAUGAAGGUCUCAGAGAAAAUGCAGCAGAUGCAAGGACAGGCUAUGGCUGGCCAGCAGGGUGGCAGUGGAUUCCGGGUGUAA